UUAGGCCACGCAAAACUUGAUAGAAACCAUGGCCAUCAUAUUAAAGAUCCAAAAUCUAUAUUCCUUCGCUGCUCCAACCUUUCCUUUCCACGCCAAGAAAAAGAAAAUGAAGAGUUAUCAGUCUAUUCUUAUUUUGCUGCUGAUGAUAUUGCCGCUUCUUUUAUCCCCAAAUGCAGUGGAGGGAGGCAAGCGAAAGAUUCACAUUACCGACGAUCUGGACGACGUCGUUGACGAUGAAGAAGACGAAGCCUGGAAAGAAUGGGGUAAGAAGAAAACUUCUCAAGAAUUCGAUCCCCCCCCUUCCGAUUUCGAUAAGAUGGAGCUUUCCCAGAUUCAGGAGGAAAUCAUGAAGCGCCAUACCGGCCCUGCUUUUGGCUUCGUUAAGCUCCGCUUGGGCAUUCCCCGGGAUAAGAACAUGGUAGCUGAAAUUGCUCUGAAAUGGACCCAACUUUUGAGAACGGGAGCGCUUGGGGUGAAAUUCAUGGGCAUUGAUUUAGGCACAAUCAUGUUCAACGUGGAAGAUGGGCACAAAGUAUUAGAGUUGAAGGAGUUCAUACUGAGCCAGGACGAGGCCUACGAAAUCAAGAUUGGGGAUAAAGUUUAUAGAAGAGCAGGAGAUCCGCCGAUCGAAGUGGUCGCUGAGAAACUUCGCCAAUCCAAGAAAAACGAAGAGCAUGUGAAAGAAGAACUGUAAUUGGCUGGAAAUUCUAUUCUAAUCACUUCUUUGUCACGUUACUUAAAAAGAUUAAUUUAAUUGCAUUGCAUUGCACGAUCAGGGAGCAUCUGAUGCAUUGACUCUGUAAAAUUAAAGCCUGCUUGACUCAAUUCAUAAACCUCUGCUUGUUAUCUGGAUUAUUGAUAAUCAGAGCUUCUCCUUUCGCAUCUUAAUCCAAA
Molecule: messenger RNA, 894 nt
Organism: Gossypium raimondii (Peruvian cotton)
Lineage: Eukaryota; Viridiplantae; Streptophyta; Magnoliopsida; Malvales; Malvaceae
Exons: 3
Coding region: 29-694 (221 amino acids)
Biological process (GO): protein folding
Source: RefSeq, a predicted model, not a curated record